AAGCUCAUUAUGAGUUUAGCAACAAACUUUGUCAUUGUUUUAUCCAGAAGGGGCAGUCAACAGCUGGUAGAAAUUGAAAUAUGAUGAAGGGCAUAUAAUUUUCGUAAGUGUUGUACAUGAGUAUGCGGUAUAUUAAUAGUAAGAAACAGAAGCCUUUUUCUGCUUUUCUAGGCAAUGCUUCUGUUUUCUCGGUGACCCAUGAACUAGCACAGUGACUUUAUUGAUACUAGCGACAAAAUGAAGUUGACCGGUGGUUUUCUCGUGGCGGCUGUCGUGUACUUCAUCGCAAGCGCCACACAGCUACCUGCAGUAGAAUAUGCGUUGAAGGAGCUGAAGUUCCCACAUAAGCUUUUGAUCUUGACGGCGCUUUUUCUUUUUCAGGCUUGCUGUUUACCAGCAUAUUUCAUGAAAGAGCUUUUGUGCGGUACAAAGAAAGCUGCAGACGGAGGGGAAACUGCUGAAAACGAGGACACGAACCACGUGCUUUCCAGCGGCGACGAAGUUAGACAUGAGGACGACUUUUAUGUUGACGAGAGUGUGGUCGCAAAAGAGCCUCAUUUCGGUCAGCCGCGCCAAGGUUCAGAAAAUACAGUGCUUCUCCUACAUACGGCGGAGAGUCCGUGUGCACAAGACGACGACGAUCUUGAGAAAGGCACGAUACAAAUCGAAAACGACGAACAUGCUUUUGCUGAAGAUGAGCGUGCGUGCCUUUUUCACAGAGACGAAGCAGGAAAGAAGGAUGACGCGACAGUAGAAAUGAAAGUUAGCUCGAAGGACCGAAGAAUUCCCAACAAGACGAAGAUGGAUUCCUGUCGUGCUAUAAGGAACGCUACACUGUUUCUGAUGCUGGCCGGUAGCAUUGAGGUUCUCUCAAAGUACUGCCAAGUAAAAGCUCUCGAUCUGACGUUCAGCAGUUUGGUCACGCUAGUUUCCUCAACGAAGCUAAUUUUUAUAUCGCUGACACGAACCUUCGUCUUGAAAGCGGACUGGCCUGUGUGGACGGAGCGAAUCGGGAUGAUCCUUGUUGCCACAGGCGUCGUCGUAAGCGCAGGAAGCAUCCUCAUUGACGAAGUCCGCUUACAAGAGAGUCGGACAUCGGUUAAAGCGAUGUUGCUAGGGCUCGUCUUGAGUCUCACAUCGCACGUGCUCGGCAGUGUCACUUUCGUUUUCCAGGAAUUUGCGGGGCGCAUGUCGCCCAAUUAUUCAUCUUUCCUCGCUGCAGGCGUCCAGGGAAGCACCGCUCUAUGCGUAAUUGUCACCUACUAUGGCAUAAAACUUGCUGUGGAUCCCACGGAGCCGCCGCUCGCAGUGGUGUUCGCUGACGUUCGAGCCAGGCCUGUUUUGCAGGUCCUCUUCGCAGUCUUCUUUUUUGUUGCUAUUGUAGCGGCGGUGAGUGCUCAAAUGGUCGUUCGAAAAAAUGCUGGUGUGCGCGUCGUGCUGGAGAAUUUGCGCUCCAUAGUUCUCCAUUUCGUGGAGCCGCUUAUUCUGGUGUCGCAGGGUUACGGGCGAAACCGCUUCCGCCACGACCGGUUUCAAGCUUAUCUGGCACCGCUUGGCCAUGUCAUAAUUGUAGUCGGAGCCCUUCUUUAUUUCGAGUUCAUAUCAACAUGUCAAUCUUCUAAGACUAAUAAGAGAUUCCAAGACGCUGCGACGAAAAGCGCAGAGAAUGAAUGUGAUGGCAAACUCCGGGAUGAUAAGCAGAAUGCUAAAUGAAAGAAGCACCUUUGAGCGUAUGCGUCCGAUGCUGCGACAAGCAUCCAGAUGUUCGAAGUGUGCGAGUACGUGCUACCCACAGACAAGACUGCCGCGCUUUACCGUCCGUGACACGUCGUUCAGCCGGCAAUAAAAACGUAAUGUGGGCAAACGAGGACAGCAGCAAGACGCUGUUUCCGCAACAACUUCCGCUUUCUGAUGCAAUCAUAUCGAUCUGCUGCAUAGGCUUUCAUGAGAAACUACUACAUCGUAGCAGUACUGAGAACUCCUUACGACAUAGGAAGUGUUUGCUGCAAGUUGCAGAACACCAAUGACGAAUCCUCUCUGCCGGCAACAAACGUGUCAACUCCUUACGCACGCGUUUUUCGUAGGCGCAGAAUCGGGCCUUGCAUUAUCACUGUGGCGUCGCUCGAACGAAGCCUUUUGCCUGGGAGUUCUUUUUGCCGCUGGACUCUAAGUCUGACGCCUCUCCUCUCCGAUCCCCAUAGCCUCAUUAUAUCCAAGAUCUGAAUUCUUACAUUUAGCCAAUAUUUUUUUUACUUUGACAUCGUGUGGAUCAAUAAAGUGGAACAGUGGACCUGCUUGAUCAGAAUCCGAUCUUUGACCAGUGUUUUUUUCUUUUCGCAGGUUCGCAGUAGCACCGGAUUUGAUUUACGCGCCAUUCGCACCGUCUGUAUAUAGUCUUCGCCGAAAGGGUCUAUGGAAUUUUUUUGAUUCUAGAAAGAACG
This is a messenger RNA of Amoebophrya sp. A25, 2441 nucleotides long. Lineage: Eukaryota; Dinophyceae; Syndiniales; Amoebophryaceae. The record is from the annotation of a GenBank genome assembly.